GAUUCGGUGAAACUGCAGGGCGUGAUGACGACAGAGCGAGUGACGCAGUUGUCAGUCUCCCAGGCAGCAGUUGAGACCGUUUGGCGAAGAUGGCGGACUCGCUGUCGACAGGUCUGGGAGAGGAGCAAGAGAAGGAGAAGGAGGACAGUGAGAGGGACAGAAAGGCUGCCAAAACAGAGAAGAACAAGGAGAAGGACGGUGUCACGGAGACGUUGAGGAUCAACAAUAAAAAUGGCGGCAGUAAAGGAAAGAAACGCAACCUGUCAGAUCUGUCUCUGGUCAGAUUUAUAACUACUGAGCUCACCAGAGGCUACUUCCUGGAACACAAUGAGGCCAAAUACACCGAGCGCAGAGAGAGGGUCUACACCUGCCUCCGCAUCCCCAAGGAGCUCGAGAAGUUGAUGACGUUCGGCUUCUUCCUCUGUCUGGAUGCCUUCCUCUAUGUGUUCACCCUGCUGCCCCUCAGGGUGAUUCUGGCCCUUUUACGGCUCAUCACGUUGCCUUGCUGUGGCCUCAGUGGCUCUCGCCUGCUCCAGCCAGCCCAGGUGUGUGACGUGCUGAAAGGCUUCAUUAUGGUGUUGUGUUACUCUAUGAUGAGCUACGUGGAUUACUCCAUGAUGUACCACCUGAUCAGGGGACAGUCUGUCAUCAAGCUGUACAUCAUAUACAACAUGUUAGAGGUGGCGGACCGCCUGUUCUCGUCAUUUGGCCAGGACAUCCUGGACGCUCUGUACUGGACAGCCACAGAACCCAAGGAGAAGAAGAGAGCGCACAUAGGCGUGAUUCCUCACUUUCUCAUGGCUGUGCUCUACGUCUUUCUCCAUGCCAUCCUCAUCAUGGUUCAGGCCACCACUCUCAACGUAGCCUUCAACUCCCACAACAAGUCCCUGCUCACCAUCAUGAUGUCAAACAACUUUGUCGAGAUCAAAGGAAGUGUGUUCAAGAAGUUUGAAAAGAACAACCUCUUCCAGAUGUCUAACAGUGACAUAAAAGAGAGGUUCACCAACUACAUCCUCCUGCUCAUCGUCUGUCUGAGAAACAUGGAGCAGUUCUCCUGGAACCCUGACCACCUCUGGGUGCUGUUUCCUGAUGUAGUCAUGGUGAUAGCCUCAGAGGUUGCCGUGGACGUUGUCAAGCAUGCCUUCAUCACCAAAUUCAAUGACAUCAGUGCUGAUGUGUACGGGGAAUACAGAGCCAGCCUUGCAUUUGACCUUGUCAGCAGUCGACAGAAAAAUGCUUACACAGACUACAGUGACUCAGUAUCCAGAAGAAUGGGCUUCAUCCCCCUUCCUUUAGCUCUGCUGUUGAUCAGAGUAGUGACCAGCUCAGUGAAGAUCCAGGGCUCGCUCUCAUUUAUGUGUGUGCUCCUGUUUUACCUGGGGAUGAUCACUCUGAAGGUGCUCAACAGCAUCGUUCUGCUGGGGACGUCUUGUGUGUUCGUCAAAGAGGCCAACAUGGAAGAAAAGCUCUUCGACCCUCCACCCUCCGCUGUCUCCAGCCGUGCAAACUCCCGAGCUCACCGCACCAAAAACGUUCACACUGCACCACCGCAAGAACCCACAACCGACAAAGGAGGAAUAUCACUGGCAUCAGACAAUCCUCAGCCGGCCAACAUGGCAGAGAGCGGCGCUCCCACACUCCCUAAGAGCGACUCGGACACAUUCCUAACUACGCCAGACGGGGAGGACGAUGACAAAAUCAUCAACACCAACACAGGACUGGAAGGGGACGGACUUGAACCCAGAACGCCCAAGAAAGAUUUGCUGGAAAUAGACCGUUUCACCAUCUGUGGCAACCGAAUAGACUGAAUGUCAUAUAAAACAACCAGUGAGUGUCCUGGCAAAACAGCAAGGUUCAGGGAUCAGACACGGGUCACGGAGCAUGCUCAGACCAUAUUGUUGUGCACCUGACCCCUGGAAUAUUUAUUUAUUUAUUACUGACAAAACCAGCUAAGGCAUAAAGCUGUUACAAAAGCAUAAAAGGCCGCUUCAGAUGUUUCCAUCUGGUCCAAUCGGUGCCCAGUGAACCAGGAAGACUCUUGAGGAUGGCUCUUGGUUGUCAUGGCAACCUGCGGACAUGCUUGCGGAUGACGACGAUGACUGGCAUGCAUAGCUGGAGCAGAGCGGGAAGAGAGAAACAAAUCUGUAUAUGUGAAAUUGUACAACGUGGGUCGCUGUGUUCUCACAGGAACAUGACAGCUGGACUGUGCGGGUAUGUGUUCAAAAGCACAAUCAUAUGUACAGCGCAGAGUUGUUUUUAGAGAGAACAAAACUUGUCAAUUUUUGUACAUUUUUUUAAUUUCAAAAGCCGGAAAAAUUCAAAUAUUUAAAAUGAAGUUUUUUUAUGAAGUAUCUCGGAUCUUUUUUCUAAAAUCGUCCGUGUUCAACUGCAGGACUAAGACUCCCAAACACAUUAACACAUUGUUAAAAUCUCAAAGUCGCUCUGCAGGCACACACACACACACACACCAACACACAUUUAAAAGGAUCUUGUUUAAAGCAAGUUACUUUGGUGAUGUGCCCAGAUGUCCAUAGCUGUCGACAUGGCAGCAGUGACACUAAGUACAGUUCUGCAUGAGUGCAAUGUCUUCAGUCGACAUCCUCAUGGCUUGGUCACAGCGGUGACUUUAUCUUUUAGACACAGAUAAAAGUUUGGAGGUUUAAGUAUCGUGUUUGUGUUGAUAUUGUUACUUUGAAGCACUGAGAUAAGAUUGUGCCUGUUUGUAAAGGCACAAGUAUUUAUUUUGAAGUGGACGCUAAGCCAGACAAGUUUGAAAGAUAUUUCAUUUUUAAGUGACUUUCCCCCCCAAUAAGCUUCGUGUGUACCGUCAUCAUUCAAGCAUGUAGCCUACAGAUAAUCAUGUCUUGGUGUAACACCACUGUGUUCUUGGUCUCAUUUUAAAAUCAUGGUGUGUGUGACAUUGGCAUAAACUUAACAUGUGUUUCAAUUCUUUAUCAUUAUUUUGACAGUAGUUACAUGUAUACAGGUAAAAUGUUAAAGGAUACCUGAAGGCUGAGACAUGGCUCAUAUCAGCACUGCGAUCACGUAAAAGCAGUGAACCCAGCAAUUUUUAUUUGUCAGAGAGAUAUACAAUAGGAAAAAUCUGAUUGAUCCCUAAAGGUUGCUGGCAUUGUUUGAUGUGGUUGGCUUUUGGCUUUGAUUCCAAAUAACUUUGUACCCAACAGUCUUUAGAUGCUGUGAAAGCUGGAGGCACUGUUUGACAAAUAAACAGUAUAACUCCGGCCUGAAGUGCCAGGAGUUGCAUGUCCUGGGCAAAUGCUAGGUCCAACCUAGCCCCAAAUUUUGCCUCUCAUGUCAAAACUCCAUUUCAUUACAUUGGAGCCACAGUGCAACAUUUGAUUUUUUUCAAAAAAGAAAUACCUGUUGAUCCUUGAAAAACCCUGAAGAUCUUUUAACAACACUUAUUGCUGUUCUGGAGAUAUUUCCACAAUCAUCAAAAACUCAUCGAACAAUCUGAAUGGAAAAAAAUAAUCUGUUUGCUGCGCAGUAAUAAACAUUUUAACUGGUUUCCCAAGUUCCAACUCUAUUUUCUUAAUCCAAACUCAGUUGCUAGCCAAAAAAAGCAUAUCUCCUUGCUCAAUUUGUACUUUGUGAACCAAAAUACAAAUUGAACCAAAAAAGUGUUAUUAUAAGAUAUACAGUAUUUGUCUAUUUUGAUGUUUAAGUUUUUAUUUAAAAUAAAUAGCCACCUGGGAAGGAAUUAGAGUUGCAACUUGGAAAACAUGAUAAAUAGGUGUCACACACCAGAAAGUCUUUGUGACAGGUGCGUAGGAUCAAAAACAAAGAAUCCCACACACUUUAUUAAUGACGUUUCCAUCCUCACGUUUAGGUUAACGGUCCUUCUGGGUUUUUGACAGAUUGGCAGGUAUUUAUUGCCCAGAAAAAAAGAUGCCUUGCUUAGCUGUGACUAAAAUGUAAUGUUAAUACAUAAAUAACUGCGGUCUUGUGAUGGAAGGACUGAAGACUGUGGAUGUAUCAUGACAGGUGUGCGUGUGUGUGCGUGCGUGCGUGUGUGAGAGUAAUGUGCAGUGCAUGGAUGGAUCUCACUACCAAAAGACAUACUAUAUGUCAGAUAUUUCAUUGUUUUUUAAUUUUCAUGUUCAGCAUCUCUGUAAUACAUCUACAUGGUAGAAGGAGAAUAAAACAAGAUUUUUGUUUUGUAA
Molecule: messenger RNA, 4184 nt
Organism: Siniperca chuatsi (mandarin fish)
Lineage: Eukaryota; Metazoa; Chordata; Actinopteri; Centrarchiformes; Sinipercidae
Gene: tapt1b
Product: transmembrane anterior posterior transformation 1b
Exons: 14
Coding region: 90-1808 (572 amino acids)
Biological process (GO): maintenance of protein localization in endoplasmic reticulum; positive regulation of cilium assembly
Cellular component (GO): endoplasmic reticulum membrane; ciliary basal body
Source: RefSeq, a predicted model, not a curated record